Molecule: messenger RNA, 2582 nt
Organism: Blastomyces dermatitidis ER-3
Lineage: Eukaryota; Fungi; Ascomycota; Eurotiomycetes; Onygenales; Ajellomycetaceae
Product: vesicle transporter SEC22
Exons: 5
Coding region: 173-820 (215 amino acids)
Biological process (GO): retrograde vesicle-mediated transport, Golgi to endoplasmic reticulum; vesicle fusion with Golgi apparatus; endoplasmic reticulum to Golgi vesicle-mediated transport
Cellular component (GO): Golgi membrane; ER to Golgi transport vesicle membrane; SNARE complex
Molecular function (GO): SNAP receptor activity
Source: RefSeq, a predicted model, not a curated record
GUUCACCCGGCGAAGGGGGCGGAGAUCUGGCUUGUUGAAACAAGCAAGCUAACAACAAGGAGCAGUUUUUUGCCUCCGUUGCAGUUCUAUAAAUUGGUCCACGGAAUCCUGCGAUGAGAUAAGGAAGUAGCAACAAGCUAGAGCGAAAAGGAACAUAUCUCGUGCGUGAAGGAUGGUUCUAUCAACUCAGAUUUGGAGGCUGGAUGGUGUUCCGCUUGCGGCUUCCGUAGAUGAUGAGCAGCAGACAGAGAUAUUGUCCGAACCAAAGUCGCAAGCCAAACUCAUAUGCCGUCGAUUGAAUCGAAACUCAGAACCGCAAGCUACUAUAGAGUCCGGGCAAUACAACCUUCACUAUGUCAUCCGAGACGAGGUUUGCUUCCUCUGCAUCGCAGACAGAUCAUACCCGCGUAAACUCGCAUUUAGCUACCUCGGUGACCUAGCCACCGAAUUCACAACCAACUAUUCAGCUUCACAAUACCUCUCCACCAAUUUACGCCCAUACGCCUUCGUUGAAUUCGACGGUUUCAUCAAGCGAACAAUGAAAACCUACCAAGAUAGCCGCGCCCCCCAGAACUUGGACAAGUUGAAUGAUGAGCUCCGAGAUGUAACAAAAUACAUGGUUAAGAAUGUCGAAGACCUCCUUUACCGGGGCGACAGCUUAGAGCGGAUGGGCGAGAUGUCCGGGAGAUUGAGGGAGGACAGUCUCAAAUACCGUAAGGCCGCGGUGCGGAUAAACUGGGAGUUGCUUGUGAAACAGUAUGGACCCUUUGCGGCAGUGGGUUUCAUUUUGUUUGUUUUAAUCUGCUGGCGGUUUUUUUAAAUAGCGCUUUGUUUUAAUAAUGAUAUCGUUUCUUUCUUCUCGACCUUUCUUUCAGCUUGAUCAGAUCUCCACACACCCCCACUAUCCUUUUUCGUGCCAUUCGUACUAGCUCUGACAUCCUUUUUGAAAUCGUCAAGCUUGGUACCAAAUGGAUCAUGAGGCUCGCGGUAACUAUGUUCAGCAUCCUAUCGCAGCAACCUUUACCCGCAGACGCUCAGGCAGAAGUUCCAAAGCGUUCCACCCUACACAUUGGCUCUGUAGCAAUUGUCUUCUACUCCCCCGCUUUAGCAAGACGACUAAUACUCCCCACCUCCACGAUGUAAAGCGACAAUUCAAAUCUCAUCCUCCUCUUCAUCGAAAUCAUCCUCCUCACCCAUAUCAUAGAGGAUCCUACCCCCUUCACCAGGCCCAUCUCCUUUCUGCGCAUCGAAAUAAGGCAACACAACUCCUUCCCUCUCCAGCCUUUGCCGCUCCGUCAAGCCCAACUCAAACGUCGACUCCGGCUCCCACCCCUCCUUCUCAACGCCCUGCUCCUCCUCUCGUCUAUACAGCGGAUGGUCGUCGAGCAAAAUCACUACUUCUUUAACCUGCUGCCGAUGAAUCUUCGCCGCAGGAGGGAGAUAGUACCACUCCACAAUACCCCUGCCGCUCUUGCGUCUAUGUUCCAUUUCAAUAACGAGGCCUUUGCUAUCAUCAUCGGUGCUCUUGCUAUGACUAGUGCGGCGGCCGAUGAUGACGCCAUCUGCUUCUUCCGCUAAACCGAAGAUAGGGGCCAUUAGGCUCCUAUCCCUCGCUACCUUUUCGGCAAGGAUAUGGCUCAUGCAGUGGACGGUGAGGAUUGUUGUGGCGAGGUAUGUUAGGAGAGAUAAUGGGGAUGGGGCGUACGGUACCUGCUUCUGUGGGCACGUGGGUAUAUCUUGAUGGUAUAUGGCAAUUAGAGAUGUAGAAUGUUGGCUCUGUGGGCUGGUUGGGGGUGGCCCUAGGAAUGAGCUUAGAUACGCUGCGAGGUUCAUUUCCUGGUCUUCGACGUGUUUGCGAGACAUCAUUAGAUUAACUGAAUCGAUAAUUACAAGGGAUCCUAUAUGGUGUGCUGUGAGUCAUGGCUUCCCCUGUCACAGUCAUUCGUUUGAACCAGGGGGAAAGCGAACGACAUACUUCUUGGAAUAGGACCUGACGGAUGUGGUGAAAGUGGCGACGAUAUAGCCGAGAUCACUUCUUUCGCAAUAGCUGCCAGGCUUUUCCGCCGGGUCGGGAUAAAUGUAUCAACGCCAUCUGGGCGGGUCAGUGUCUCGAAGGAGACAAAUAUAAUAUGGAUUUUUGAUAGCUGUUAAAACAGGACUGUCAGCUGGGACGCUCACUGAAACCUCCUUCCAGUGGAAACAAAAAUUUAUACAUAAUUAUCAAUGGGGGGAUAUGUUAUGGGGAAUUAGAUAUCCAACAUGAUAGCGAAUUCAGGAUGAAGUAUUAUAUAUAUGCUUGAUUGACGGCGGGGAACUUGAAACAAUUAUUAAAGGUUUACGGAGAAAUCAACCGUAACACACAGCAUUAAAUUAAAAUCAAAGCAAACCACAGCAAAGUAAAGCAGACUAAGAUUUUAAAUAUUACCUUUGCUCUUCUGAUAUAUUCCCUGAUCAAAGGGGUAGCUGGCUGCUCUAGAGAGUCUAGGAGGAGAGUUAAUGGCGAGGCGGAGUUGCGCACACCAAGUAGCUUGGAUAUUAAUAGCAAAUUAUGCGUACGGCGAUGGGAAACACUUGUAGGUGGC